Messenger RNA from Engraulis encrasicolus (European anchovy), 4430 nucleotides. RefSeq lists its product as uncharacterized. Gene Ontology annotation, cellular component: SCF ubiquitin ligase complex. The transcript is spliced from 6 exons. The record is from RefSeq and is a predicted model, not a curated record. Lineage: Eukaryota; Metazoa; Chordata; Actinopteri; Clupeiformes; Engraulidae. The coding region runs from base 92 to 2176 and encodes 694 amino acids. Gene Ontology annotation, biological process: SCF-dependent proteasomal ubiquitin-dependent protein catabolic process.
GAAGAAUAGAAGGAGUAGGCUACAGUCACAGCCCUGGUCUGAUGUUCUGUGCCAUUUCGCAGCAGCAGGGGUCCUGAGAUAGGCUUCUGAAAUGCCUCUCUUCCGACAGUUGGGUGAGUCAAAGAGAGAAAAUGAAAAACGACAGGUGAAGACGGAAAAAAGCAAAUUGAGGGGCAAAGACCCCGAUGCUACUUUGACCAGCUUGUGCCUUGUGAAUAUUGUGAAAAAUAUGAACAAUGUCUGGGCCCAGGACUAUGCCCAGAACUACAUGGACCAGUACUUCUUCAGAUACAUCAUGGGCCCAUUCAACCCGCUACCUUCGGAGCUGGUGGAGGAGCUGCUGUCUGUGUUGUCCUCGCGGCGCCUGAUGACCCGGGCGGCCCUGCACCUCCUGCUGCUGCCCCAGCUGCGUCACCUCUCCCUGGGCCGCUGCCCUGGCCUCGUCACCGCUAACCUGUGCGGCAUCAUCGGGGCCCGCUGCCAGGGUCUGAUGUCUCUGGACCUCAGCGGUGCGGCCAGCGUCCCGUCCCCAGUCCUGAGUGACCUCCUGGGCCGCCUCCGCAGCCUGCGCUCCCUGGGCCUGGCCGGGACCUUGUCUGACGCCCGGGUGACCGAGGCCUUGCCCGCCCGCUGCCCCUCGCUCCGUCACCUGGACGUCAGCCGCUGCCACCACCUGAGCCCGGCGGGCCUGCUUCACCUGUCCCCGCGUCACCCCGCCACUAGCCCCGGUGGCCCUGGUGGUGGUGGCCUGCCUCACCUCCGCAGCCUCCUGGCACUGGAUGUCGGGUUCGGGGAGGAAGAGGAGGACAGGCAGGGUGCCGCGGCCUUCCUGCUGCUCAGCCUGCCCUGGCUGGAGAGGGUGGCCCUGGAGGGGCUGGGGGAGGCCUGUGCCCUCCUCACCGAUGGAGGCGGAGGCCUCCAGGAGGUGGAGGGUUUCAGCAGGCGUGCGGGCAUACCGGACCUGAAGGAGCUGUGGGCGGAGAGAGUCCGUGGGGAGGACUGCGGAGGUGCGAACGGUGUCACAACAACACCACCAGCAGCAGGCACAGGUGGACAGCAGGGGGAAGGAGAAGAGGAGAGCUCUUUUCUUCUGUCUGCAGCACAGGGAAACGAUUGCUCUCGGACUCGGGAGAGUGAUGACGAGGCUGCCGCUGAAUACGAGGACGAAGAUGAGGAUGAGGAAGAGGGAGAGGUUAAGCGUAGAGAAAGACCUGGGCACGUUUUCAGCAAUGCAGUGACGAUGGAAAGGACACGUGACAAAGAGGCAGCGUCACCAGAAAACAAAGAGGCACGGGAACGGCAUGAAAGCACUUGGCAGAGCCCUCUCCUAACGCUCCCCCUGAGGCAGGUCCAGGGGGUGUCCUUCACCACAGUGGGAGCUCUAGCCCAGCUCUGCCCCAGCGUGUGUGCUCUGACGCUGGACUGCGACCCAGAUGGGGAGCCGGAGGCGGUCUCGGGGGCCCGCGUGGCCAAAGCGUUGUCCCGAUGGUCCUCCAGUCUGAGGAGCCUCACGCUGAGGUUCCCGGGGGGGGCUCUGUCGGAGAUGGCGCGGGCCGUGGAGCCCGUGGGCGCGUCCCUGGUGUCUCUGACUGUGGAAGGGGUGCGGGCAGACGGGGUGGACCCUCUGCUGACUCUGCUCCGCUCCUGCCCCCAACUCACAACGCUGACCAUUCACAUGGAGCCUCCCAGCAUGCACUACGACCAGGAGGAGGAGGAGGAAGAGGAGGGAGAGGGAGAGAGACAGCAGGACCUUCAGGCUUUACCCUGUCUUCCUCGCCUGUCGUGUUUAGAUAUGAGCUUUUCUUUCGACCCACGCCAAAAGAAAACUGUGAUGUCGUGGAGAUCCCUUAAGGUGGCACUGUUGGCUUUGCUAAGGGGCUCCCCUCUGCUAGAGACAGUUACCCUGGUGGCCGUGCCCUGUCCCCUGGACCCGCUCUUCCUCUCGGUGCUGGACCAUGCCCUCUCCUCACGGAACCCCGCCCUCCGACACCUCAAGCACUUGAAUCUCGCACACUCCGACGUCUCUAUGGCAACCCUGUCGCGACUGGACGUCGUGGGCAACGGUUUGUCCACGCUGGACCUCAGCGGUUGCUGGGCCGUGACGCGUCAUGAUGUCAGCCGGUUGCAGAGGGCAGGUAAAGGGAGACGGCAGACGCUGAAUGUCACUUGGAUGUGAUGUGGGAGGGCACAAUGCUGAGACCCGGUUUGCACGUAUAUGGAUAUCAUUUGUAAACAUUUAUGCAACUCCCGUUGUCAUUUGUAAACUCCCAACUCCCAUUGUCAUUGUGACACAGCAAUCCACGGCACACAAGUGUUCACUGCACACAACGAAAUUGCAUUCAUGCCUCACCCGUGCUAAGGGGCAGCCUCCAAUGGCGCCCAAAGGGAGCAGUGCCGCGGGACGGUACCAUGCUCAGGGUCACUGAGCCGUGGAGGAGGACGGGAGAGAGCACUGAUUAAUUACUCCCCCCACCAACCUGGCGGGUUGGGAGUCGAACCGGCACCCUUUAGGCUAGAUGUCUGACGCCCUAACCACCCUAACUGUUUACCCACUAUUUAAUUCAUUAAUUCAUUCCUUUUUUUCACCGGUAAACAGACUUUUAGCUCCCUUGACUGGAGAUUUCUAAAAUACACCUCUCAAUGGUGAUUUUUUUUGUCCACAUGCCAUGUAAACAGAAUCAAAACAUGAUACAUUUUAUGAUAUCUAUGCAGAUAUUUUUUUAAAUGGUUAAUAUAAUAUAUUACCUAUUUUUAAGAAUACUGCAUACAUGUAACCAACCAAGGCCUAAGUGCAACUUAUUCCAACAGUGCCUGUUUACUGUAUGUACUGUACUGCACACGUAUGCACCUUGAUAUGACUUCAUAAGAAGAUACACUAAUGUGUAAUGGUGUUUAAUGUCCACAUAGAACUUCUAGUACACAUUUUGAACAGUAGAUGUCAGAAUUAUGUUGUCCUAGCACUUCAAGCAGCCUAUUCAGCUGCCUUUCAGAUGCAAUUUGCAUGUCUGAAUUAUAUCCUCACACUUCAAGGCCGAGAUGUUUUUUUUAUGACAAAGUGCAUACUACCGUAUUUAAACUACACAUUCAGUGUAGUUAAAGGACCACUUCAGCCAUUUUCAAUAUGCUGUUGUAUUGCUCACACUACACUUGAAUGCUGCAUUUUUCAGCUCAGCCCUUUCCGAGAUCUGAGCUAUUCUAAUGGGGGCAGCUUUUAUUUACAUUUUUUUAAUUCUUAACAUAGGCCUACCCCAAAUAUUUUCCCAAAAGGCUAAUUUGCUAGUUGUCUGCAUAACCUCUUGGAUGUUUUUGGGAGUAAAUCAAGAUGUUUUUUGAAAUGUAAACAAACAGCUGCCCCCAUUACAAUGACCAGGAUCUCGGAAAAGGCUGGAGAAAAAGAAAAAAAAUCUCACGUACUGACAAGUUCAAGGUAGUGUGAGCAUUAUAACUGCGUGUUGGAAUUGACUGAAGUUAUCCUUUAAGGCCUGUCUGGGUGGUAAGUAACUGCACUGGAAGUUACACUUUAGUGACUAUUUCAAAAGCAUUUCAGAAUGGAAGCUGGAAAGAGAGCUUUGUUUUUCAUUGAUUGUUCAAUGUUUGAUGGUGUAUUUUUUUAAUCAUUGGCUAUAAUAUACUUAACAUGUUUGGCUAUAUUAUUUAAAUUCAGUCAGUACCAUGUAGUGAAAAUCCUGCUCCAUGGCAAAAAAAAUGUAACGAAUCAAUUUUUAACUCAAGGAAAGCUUUUCAGUUUCCUGUUUACAGACCAGGAGGCUGUCCCCUGAGUACUUUGAAAAAGGUAAUGGCAACAAAAUAAAAACAACAACAACAACCAAUUUUUAGAGUAUUGCUGGGCAUUUAUGGCAUUUAUUGCAUUUAUUGCAACGUUUUUGAAAUGCUUUAACACAAGAAUUCAUGAAUUUGAAUUCAGGCAAUCAUGCAAAUACAUACAGCACAUUUCUGAAAGUAUACGCUACCUCUCUUGACCAAAUUCACACUAAUCAAAACCAAUACUCAAAGUCGAUUGAAAGACUAGCACUUCUGCAUUUGACUACAUCCUUGUUCUUGUCGAUGAUAUGAGGACACAUUCCCAACAAUUUCUCUUGAGUGAUAUUCAAUUCAUGCAAAUGAUACACAUAGAGCGUAAACAUGCUUCCAAUUCUUGGGUUUGCGCAUCCGAUCAUGCUGUUCGCCCAGAUGGGGUUGGAAUUCCCUUCGACAACAACGGUCUUGCCACAAUCCCUCCCUCCAAGGGUUACUUUGACAAAAGCAUUAAGGGGGUAGCCUUUGUAGCUGAGGUUGUAGGCGCGGAGUCCUGACACGAAAGCACUUCUGGCCUCGCAUAGUGGGGACGGGGCCAGUAGGCCCAGGGCCAGCAGGAAGAUGGCAGCUUUCACAGCAGACAUGACGUUUGUGUCCACAACCUGGAAGAAACG